CUUAGUCUUCAAUUAUUAUUAAAUAAAUAAAAAUGAAUUUGUUGAAAUAGUGUAAGCAAUUAUUAAAAACUAGAUGUUUGUAAAAUGAACUAGCAUAUUAAAUUUCAUAUUAUUCUAAAUUGCAAAACAGAAAAAUCAUCAGUUUAAGUGGAAAAGAUGCUAAGAGUAUAUUAUAGGGAAUUUAAACUAAUGAUAUGAAUCUUUUCAGUUAAUAGAGUAAUAAAGCUGCUUUAUAUACUUAAUUUCUCAAUCCUCAAGGUAGAAUUAUCUUCGAUGCUUUGAUUAUCAGACCUUAAGUAGUAAUUUAAGGAGAAUUAAAAACUAAAGAGGAUGAAUAUUGGAUAGAUUUAGAAUCAAAAUAAGGAGCUGAUUUUAUAAAGCAUAUAAAAAAAUAUUGUUUGAGAAAGAGGGUUUCUUUAGCAGAUUUCACUAACAAAGUCAAUGUUGUUACAGUUUAUAGUGAUUUGAUCAUGUAGCAAAAAGAAUAAGAAGGAGAUUAUUGGAAUCAUUUAGAUGCUUCAAUUUAUGAAAAAACAUAAGAUGAGAUUUACACAUAAGUAUGCUAUACAGACCCAAGAUGCUCAAAUCUUGGUAUGAGAUGCAUAGUACCUUCUUAGGAUCAAUUGCAAUUAGACAAAACAAUUGAAGAGAAAUCAUAGGAUAUUUAUGACGCUUAAAGACUUGUUUUGGGAAUAGCAUAAGGAUCUGAAGUUGCUGAUAGAUUACCCUUCACAGUUAAUUUAGACUUCUUAAAUGGUGUAAGCUUCACUAAAGGUUGCUAUGUUGGUCAAGAGUUGACAGCAAGAACAUACCAUACAGGAAUUGUGAGAAGAAGAGUAGUCCCAUUCGUAUUGGGUGAUAAUUAAAAACAUUAAUUAUAAAACAAUGUGAUAAAUCCAUCAGGAGUUAAUAUGUAUGACCCAAACUUUAAUGAGUCUCUUGAAGGUGAGUCAAUGCUUGAUAAAAACUCAAAUGAAGUUGGAAAAAUUUUAUAUAACAAAGGUAAUGUUGGAAUUGCUUUGGUGAAGUAUUUGGAAAGAGGAAGUAACACUGAUGAUUUAUCAUUUUAAGCAAAGAAUAUCAAAGGCCAGCUUAUUUAUAGCUCAUGGCUUAACUAAAAAAUAAAUGAAUAUGUUUAAAUCAUAAAGGAAAAGGAGGAAAAAGCUGCUAUGUUUUGAGAAUUGUUUUAAUACUUUUUAUGAAAUAUUUAUAAAUGAUCGAUAGAUAGAUAGAUCAAGAAAGAUAUCUAGAUCUAAUUUAAUAAGAAAGUAAAUAAAUAAUUAAUUAAAAGGAAAUGUAAUAAAUCUAUUAUUUAUUAUUGUAUUCAUCAAUCCAUCAUAUUGCUUCAUAUUUUAAAAUCCAGUAUAAAAUUCUUGUAAUAAACUUAUCCUUC
This is a messenger RNA of Tetrahymena thermophila SB210, 1393 nucleotides long. Its product is annotated as glycine cleavage T-protein. NCBI's taxonomy places the organism in Eukaryota, Ciliophora, Oligohymenophorea, Hymenostomatida, Tetrahymenidae. The transcript is spliced from 12 exons. Gene Ontology annotation, molecular function: protein binding. The record is from RefSeq and is a predicted model, not a curated record. Gene Ontology annotation, cellular component: mitochondrial matrix.